AUGUCUGGAAGCAAUAGUAAUUCCAUCAAUGAUACUCUGCCGUGGACGUACAACGGCAAGCCCAUCGCCCCAUACACGGACGAUGAGCCGUACGGCGCUGCCCAGAUCACCAGCCGGGUUUUGGGGCUCGCCUCGAACUCCAACAGCACGAGUGUGCAAACAAUGAUGGAGGGAAUCCUGACCGACAAGAAGCUCCAGCGCGAGAUCGUCCCCAAGCAAGCCCGCAAGACGAUACUGAUUGGCGGCAGGCUCGUAUUCGGCGGCGCUUGCACGAACUGCGUCAACAGUGGGCAUAGACCCAGGUGCUCGCUGAUACCCAAGGCCGACACCAACCCGCCGAAGAAGGAACCGAGCCAGGGAUCGUUUCUCGACCGCUUUCUCAUGGCCACCGAUGCAGAAGACCUCGAGCAGCUGCGAAAGGCUGUGGACUCGGCCCUCUCUAAGAAGAAGACUAGCAUUGAACCUCAUUCGUGA
Gaeumannomyces tritici R3-111a-1 is the source of this 474-nucleotide messenger RNA. RefSeq lists its product as hypothetical. The record is from RefSeq and is a predicted model, not a curated record. NCBI's taxonomy places the organism in Eukaryota, Fungi, Ascomycota, Sordariomycetes, Magnaporthales, Magnaporthaceae. The transcript is spliced from 2 exons. The coding region runs from base 1 to 474 and encodes 157 amino acids.